GGAGUGCAGUGGCAUAAUUAUGGCUCACCCCAGUCUUGGACCUCCUGGGCUCAGGAAAUCCUUCUGCCUCAGACUCCUGAGUAGCUGGGAAUACAGACACUAUGCCACAAGAAGCGUGAUCUCUUCUCCUGUUUUCAUGAUGGAAGACUCGGGGAAGACUUUCAGCUCUGAGGAGGAAGAAGCCAACUAUUGGAAAGAUCUGGCAAUGACCUACAAACAGAGGGCAGAGAAUACACAAGAAGAACUGAGAGAAUUCCAGGAGGGAAGCCGAGAAUAUGAAGCUGAAUUGGAGACGCAGUUGCAACAAAUCGAAACCAGGAACAGAGACCUCCUGUCAGAGAACAACCGCCUUCGCAUGGAGCUAGAAACCAUCAAGGAGAAGUUCGAAAUGCAACAUUCUGAAGGAUACCGGCAGAUCUCAGCCUUGGAGGAUGACCUCGCACAGACCAAAGCAAUCAAAGACCAACUGCAGAAAUACAUCAGAGAGCUGGAGCAAGCAAACGAUGACUUGGAGAGAGCAAAACGAGCCACAAUCAUGUCUCUGGAAGACUUUGAGCAGCGCUUGAAUCAAGCCAUCGAGAGAAAUGCCUUCCUGGAAAGUGAGCUUGACGAGAAGGAGAAUCUCCUGGAAUCUGUCCAGAGGCUGAAGGAUGAAGCCCGAGAUUUGCGGCAGGAACUGGCUGUGCAGCAGAAGCAAGAGAAACCCAGGACCCCCAUGGCCAGCUCGGUGGAGGCCGAGAGGACAGACACAGCUGUGCAGGCCACCAGCUCUGUGCCAUCCACUCCCAUAGCUCACCGAGGACCCAGCUCCAGUUUCAACACACCAGGGAUCUUUAGGCGUGGCCUGGACGACUCCACUGGGGGGACCCCGCUCACGCCAGCUGCCCGGAUAUCAGCCCUCAACAUUGUAGGAGACCUGCUGCGGAAAGUCGGGGCCCUGGAAUCCAAACUCGCAUCCUGCCGGAACUUCGUGUACGAUCAGUCCCCAAACCGAACAAGCGGCCCAGCCUCAGGGCGGGCGAGCAAGAGCAGGGAUGUUGGCGACAGGCGGCCGGGCAGCGGCAGCAGCAGCAGCAUGCCUCUGGGUGAUAAGGGGUUGGACACCAGUUGCCGCUGGUUGUCCAAGUCAACAACCAGGUCAUCCAGCUCCUGUUGAAGCCUGUUCUUGGUCUUUUCCAGUUUAUCGUAGGCAGCUGCCUUCUCCUCGUACUGCUGGGUGAGGGCUUCGAUCUCCUUCUGGAACCUCUUCUUCCCCUCCUCCAUGGCUUCCACGGUGCUGGCAAAGUCCUGUAGCUUCUUCUUGGAGUCGGAGAGCUGAAAGGACCAUGUCCAGGUGGGGUGAGAGAAGGG
Molecule: messenger RNA, 1350 nt
Organism: Carlito syrichta (Philippine tarsier)
Lineage: Eukaryota; Metazoa; Chordata; Mammalia; Primates; Tarsiidae
Gene: NDE1
Product: nudE neurodevelopment protein 1
Exons: 9
Coding region: 20-1156 (378 amino acids)
Biological process (GO): vesicle transport along microtubule; centrosome localization; establishment of mitotic spindle orientation
Cellular component (GO): kinetochore; kinesin complex; centrosome
Molecular function (GO): microtubule binding
Source: RefSeq, a predicted model, not a curated record